CUCAGUCUCGUGUGUGUGUGUGUGUGUGUGUUUGUCUCUAUGUGAGUGUGUCUGUGUGUGUGCGUCUGUCUGUGUUGUGUGUGUGUGUGUGUGUGUGUGUCUAUGAGUCUCUCUGUGUGUGUGUGUGUGUGUAUGUGUGUCUGUGUGUGCGCGUCUGUGUGUGUGUGUUUCUGUGUUGUCUGUGUCUCUGUGAGCGUGUGUCUCUCUGUGUGUGUAUGUGUGUGUGUUUGUCUCUAUGUAAGUGUGUGUGUAUCUGUUUGUUUGUGUGUGUGUGUUUGUCUCUAUGUAAGUGUGUGUGUAUCUGUUUGUUUGUGUGUGUGUGUGUCUUCAGUGGAUUGAUCCCUCUUUGAUCUGCCGCAUUCCUGAUGAGAAUAUUCCUGUCAGGAUGAGUGCGUGUUUAAUGCCGUUUUCCACAUGAGUGCUUGAGAAACACAAAGACCUUCACAAACACAGCCGCUUCAAUCUCGCAAAAUGGAGAAGGUGGAGAAUGAAGUUUUUACGCCUUUGUUGGAGGAUUUUCUGCUGUCUCUAGUGUGUUGGGUGAAGACGGUGUGUCCGCCUCGCUCUGACGCGUCGCGUCUGUCGGAGUUCAUGACGCUAGUGGACGGAGUUUAUCUGAACAACAUCAUGAUUCAGCUAUUACUGCAUUGAUCUAAAAGCACUGCUUAUCAAGAACAACCAUAACAACAAACAAUUGUGUGAGGGAUUCACAUCGAUCUCAAACCCUCACCGCUCAGCAACAACAAACAAUAACAACAAUAAUCAAUUGCGGAGACAUUACAGCAGCUGGUGAUGUCACUUCCUGAUGUCCUGGUGUUGGGCAGAACUCUUCUGAGUGAACAAGCUCUCGAGGAGUUGAAGUUAUUACUGCUGUUAUUGGGCUGUGCUGUACAGUGUGACAGGAAGGAGGAAUACAUCGACAGGAUACAGAUGCUGCUGGACUUUGACACAAAGGCCACCAUCGCCGCUUACAUUCAAGAGAGAAACAUCAACAUCAGUCUGAACAAUCCAGCUGAAAGAAAGACUCUGUAUGUUUUUAAACGUGGACUCUCAAAGACGAUAGAGAAGAAAUGUCCUUUAUUUUCCUUGAAUCAAGGAACCAAAACGAUUCCUGGACCAGAGUGUGAGUUGAAUGAAUUUGAUCCGGAUCAGCUCUGUGUCAUGAUCAAUGACCCACUUUGUUUUCUAUAA
Messenger RNA from Myxocyprinus asiaticus (Chinese sucker), 1191 nucleotides. Its product is annotated as protein Hook homolog 3-like. The transcript has 7 exons. Gene Ontology annotation, biological process: cytoskeleton-dependent intracellular transport; cytoplasmic microtubule organization. The record is from RefSeq and is a predicted model, not a curated record. Gene Ontology annotation, cellular component: cytoplasm; centrosome. Lineage: Eukaryota; Metazoa; Chordata; Actinopteri; Cypriniformes; Catostomidae. Gene Ontology annotation, molecular function: dynein light intermediate chain binding; microtubule binding. The coding region runs from base 793 to 1191 and encodes 132 amino acids.